Messenger RNA from Paramuricea clavata, 975 nucleotides. Lineage: Eukaryota; Metazoa; Cnidaria; Anthozoa; Malacalcyonacea; Plexauridae. The record is from the annotation of a GenBank genome assembly.
AUGGGUUCUGAAGGUUACAAUGUGGUUGAAAUGUGGGGAUGUCAGCUUAAACGCAUGAUUGAAUAUGACCCGGAAAUGAAAGCGUUCUUUGAUAAUUUUGAAAUAUCCGAACCUCUUGAGCCCCGGAAUGCGCUGUAUGGUGGUAGAACAAAUGCUUCGAAACUGUUUUAUCAAUGUCAAGAGGAUGAAAAAGUAUUUUAUAUGGACUACACAAUCCUUUACCCAUAGUCCAAUAAGUAUUGCCCAUAUAUCCUCAAAAAUCCUGAGAUUAUUACAGAAAACUUUUCUGAAGAUGUAUCAGAAUACUUUGGCUUAGUCAAAUGCGUCGUUGUACCUCCGCGGGGCCUUUUUCAUCCUGUUUUACCGUACAGAGCUCACGGUAAACUUAUGUUUCCGCUUUGUAAAACUUGUACUGAUAAUUUGCAGCAAGAACGCUGCCAUCACACCGAUCAAGAGCGAGCUCUGCAGGAAGGGACGUGGGUUACGCUGGAAUUGAAGCUUUGGAAAUGGGUUAUCGUUUAGUAAAAAAUUCACGAAGUUUGGCAUUUUCCAGAAAGGAGUGAUAAUUUAUUUACUGACUACAUUGACACUUUCUUGAAGAUCAAGCAACAAGCGAGUGGAUUUCCAAAAGAUUGCAAUACCGCAGAGAAGCGUCAGCAAUAUAUUGACGAGUAUUUUGACAAGGAAGGAAUCAGGCUUGAACCUGAUAAAAUAGAAAAGAAUCCUGGAUUACGUGCACUUGCAAAAUUGAUGUUAAAUUCAUUUUGGGGUAAGUUCAAGAAUCGUAUAUACAAGCAGUUCGUAUGCGAGGGAGCUAUAACUGUCCAUUUUUAUGUAAUAUGAUAAAAUAUUUAAUCCCUUAAUUCCUUCAUAGGUAAGUUUGCGCAGAAACCUAACAUGGCAAGAGUGAAGCUCAUCUCUGAUCUAAGUGAGUAUUUUGACAUGCUAACAUCGGAUGAAAUCGCAGAGGCGUAG